UCCCCUCUGGCGUUUGUGUCCUGCAGGAGGCGCUCGCGCAGCGCCUUGGCGCCCGUAGCUAGCGUGAGGCGCCUUCGCCUGGCGUUUGGUUGAAGGCAGCGGUUUCACUGCUGCUAAUGCGCAUGCUCUGCUCUCCUGGGUGCGCAAAGGCUGCUGGUCUGCCAGCUCGGCCGGUCAUGGCGGCGCCGCUGGAGCACGAGAACCAGGUUUUCCUGGAUCUCUUCCACCAAGACGGGCUGGUGAUCUGCGCCCGCGGCCUGGGCAUCGACCGCCUCCUGCUGCGCUUCCUCCGCCUCUACUGCGAGCCGGCCAGCCUGGUGCUGGUGCUCAGCACCAGCCCGGCCGAGGAGGAGUAUUUUAUUGAUCAGCUGAGGUCAGAUGGAGUUGUCCAUCUUCCUCGGCGUGUUACCAAUGAAAUUACAAGCAACUGUAGAUACGAAGUUUACACACAAGGUGGUGUCCUCUUCGCAACAAGUCGAAUUCUUGUGGUGGAUUUCUUGACAGAUAGAAUUCCUUCAAAUCUUAUAACUGGUAUUUUGGUAUACAAAGCACACAGAAUCAUUGAAUCUUGUCAGGAAGCAUUUAUCUUGCGACUCUUUCGCCAGAAGAACAAGAAAGGGUUCAUCAAAGCUUUUACAGACAAUGCCGUUGCCUUUAAUACUGGCUUUUGUCAUGUGGAAAGAGUGAUGAGAAAUCUCUUUGUACGGAAACUUUAUCUGUGGCCAAGGUUUCAUAUAGCAGUGAAUUCAUUUUUAGAGAAACACAAACCUGAAGUGGUGGAAAUUCAUGUAUCCAUGACCCCUGCCAUGCUGACUAUCCAGACCUCUAUACUGGACAUCCUGAAUGUGUGUCUGAGAGAACUCAAACGCUGUAACCCAGCUCUUGAAGUAGAAGACUUAUCAUUAGAAAAUGCUAUUGGAAAACCUUUUGACAAGACAAUUCGUCACUAUUUAGAUCCUCUUUGGCACCAGCUUGGAGUUAAGACCAAAUCUUUGGUUCAGGAUUUGAAAAUAUUACGUACUUUGCUACAGUAUCUAACUCAGUAUGAUUGUGUCACCUUUCUUAACCUUGUGGAGUCAUUGAGAGCAACUGAAAAAGCAUUUGGUCAGAAUUCAGGAUGGCUAUUUCUUGACUCUAGUACUUCAAUGUUUGUAAAUGCUCGAGCGAGAGUUUAUCGUAUUUCAGAUGACAAAAUAAGUAAGAAAAGCAAAGUAUCUGAAAAAAUGGAUAUAAAAGAGGGAAAAGAACUGAAAAGGGAAUUGGUCUUAGAAAGCAACCCAAAGUGGGAGGCCUUAAGAGAAGUAUUGAAAGAGAUUGAAUCUGAGAACAAGAACAGUGAGGAUCUUGGCGGGCCAGGGCAAGUGCUUAUUUGUGCCAGUGAUGACCGAACUUGUGCACAACUGAGAGAGUAUAUUAUCGCUGGAGCAGAGGCACUUUUAAUGAGGCUCUAUAACAAAACUUUUGGGAAGGAUGAAAGAGCUGGAGAAGCAUGGAUUAAGGAUAGAAAAGCUGUCAAGUCCAAAGGAAAUGCCAGAUCGGCCAAAGGACCUCAAACCAAAAAAGCCAAAGUAAAGGUCUCCUCAAAACAAAACAAAAUCAUGAAGAAACAAGACUUGACUCUAACCCAAAUGAUGGGAAAAACAGAGGAGGAAAACAUAGGAGAGGAGAUGGAGGGCUAUAAGGAAUUAAGCAGCAGUGAAGAAAUCAGUAUAGAGGAAACCAAACCUGAAGAUUUCCAUCUAAACUUAGCAUCAGAUGCUUAUUAUGGUAUCUUCAAAACCCCACUAACUAUUAUUCAUCCUUUGCAGGGUUGUAGUGACUCCUAUGCUCUCACUCGGGUAUUGCAUGAAGUGGAACCAAGAUAUGUAGUGCUAUAUGAUGCAGAAUUAACUUUUGUUCGGCAGCUGGAAAUCUACAAGGCAAGCAGGCCUGGGAAUCCCUUGAGGGUUUAUUUCCUUAUAUAUGGAGGUUCAACAGAAGAACAGCGUUAUCUAACUGUGCUGAGAAAAGAAAAAGAAGCUUUUGAAAAACUCAUUCGAGAGAAGGCGAGCAUGGUUAUCCCUGAGGAAAGAGAAGGCAGAGAUGAAACAAACUUGGAUCUACUAAGAGAUUCUACUUCUGCAACUCUUUCUACUGACACACGCAAAGCAGGUGGACAGGAACAGAAGAGCAUUCAACAAACUAUAAUAGUGGAUAUGCGAGAAUUUCGCAGUGAGCUUCCAUCUCUGAUUCAUCGUCGUGGCAUUGACAUUGAACCUGUUACUUUGGAAGUUGGAGAUUACAUUCUCACCCCUGAUAUCUGCAUCGAGCGGAAGAGUAUCAGUGAUUUGAUCGGUUCCUUAAAUAAUGGGAGGCUUUAUUCCCAAUGCAUUUCUAUGUCUCGUUAUUAUAAGCGACCAAUUCUUCUGAUUGAAUUCGACCCUAGCAAAUCUUUCUCCCUCACUUCACGAGGCUCUCUACAUCAAGAGAUUUCCAGUAACGAUAUUACUUCUAAACUCACCCUUCUUACUCUUCAUUUCCCAAGGUUACGUAUCCUGUGGUGUCCGUCUCCCCAUGCCACUGCUGAGUUGUUUGAGGAGUUAAAACAGAACAGGCCACAGCCUGAUGCAGCAAUAGCAAUGGCCAUUACAGCAGAUUCUGAAAUUGUUCCUGAGUCAGACAAGUAUAACCCUGGACCACAGGAUUUCUUAUUAAAAAUACCAGGUGUAAAUGCCAAAAAUUGCCGUAUCUUAAUGAACCACAUUAAGAGCAUUUCAGAACUGGUAACUCUAUCACAGGACAAACUCUCAGAAAUUCUGGGCAAUGCUGUCAAUGCUAAGCAGCUUUAUGACUUCAUUCACAUAUCCUAUGCAGAGGCCAUUUCUCAAGGGAAAACCAAAAGAUGAUUAAUUAGGCCAUACAGAUGUCCCUUAAAUAGCACUUUGGUAAAGUUUAUUAGAUAUUAAUUUUCUCUUGGUAUAGACAGUUGUGUCCUGUUAAUGCCAUUCCACCAUAUUUCAACAUUCCCGAGGUCUUUAUUGCUGAAAACAAGUUUUAUGUACAAAAGACAAGUUGUCUUUAAACAGCAUUAAUUAGCACAUCAUCUUAUUCUUCCUAGUGUGUUUGCCAACUCUGGAGUAGUUCAGCUUUAAAUGAAGUGUGUCCUAGGACCUACCAAAAUCAGGUGCUAAAGGAUGAAGAAGUAUUUCUUAAAAUAAGAGAAACUGGCUAUAGACAUGUACACAAUCUUAUAUAAGUGAAGAUGUGUUACAUUUCAGAUUGAUGGAAUAUGGGUGCCAUUUUGCAUAAUAUGUUGCUUUUGCCCUUGAUAUGCAUAAACUACCCUUUCUGUCAACAUGAUAUGAAUUCCCUAAAUUGCAGCUCUUCCAUUGACAGUGGGGCAGCUGUUAAAAUGCUCAUAAUUCUGUGCCUCUGUUUAAAGAAAAAUACUGUGGAUGACUCAUUAACUUGACAAUCCUCCUUCCUAUCAGAAGUUUGUUUUGGUAAGAAAUAUGACUGCAUAAAAUUGGCACCCUCUUGGGUUUGUUGGUCUUUCUGUGGUAUGAACGGAUUUUUUUUUAGCAUAUAAAAUUAUUGUUCAAAAGUGAAGUUUUCUUAAAAAGUGAACAGUUUUUAAAACCUGCCAUUGAUUAAAUGUCUUAAUACUUUGCACUUAAGUGGCUUGAAUGGAUAGAUUCAAGAUUCAUAGAUUCAGUGCUGCUGCUACUUUUCACCUGAGAGCUGACCUUUUAGCAUUUUUAGGUAGUACAUAAUAGGAGUAGAAAUCUAAUUUCUCUGCAGUAAUUUCUGUGUCACUUGUUAUAAAAGAGGUACUUUCUGUGCAGAACUUUGAAAUGAUAGUUGCAUAUCAGAGCCUGCUUUUGCCCCUGGGGAUAAAUGCACUUCCAGUCACUAAGCACUAAUGAAUUAACAUUUGACAUUUACAAAAUCUUGACUAUAUACCAGUUAAGAGUAAUACAUAUUUUAGCAAUUCACUGAUUUGAAACCUGUAUGUACUACAGUACAGAAAAAUGUAUACAUUUGCUGUAUGUGGGUUUGACAUUUUUGGCCUCAUGAUUUUUACUGUGCACUGUCUUUUAGGGUUUACUGUACAUACAUAAGUAUUUAAAUUACCUGUGAAUUUGUCAUUAAAUGCUUCAUUCAGAGACUCAUCUAAGUGUACUAUUUAUUGCAGGCCUUCAAAUGGAAAAUUUUAUUCUGCAAAAAACAAAUUCAAAUUAAAUAUGUUUUGGUUCUAGGUGAAAUAGACCAAAAACGAAAGCUUUGCAGUUACAGCUGUAAUGCUGUGCUUCUGUCACCCCAUUUGACUAGUUAUUACAGGGGUCUGCAGGAUUUUUGAAAGUGUGGAAUGUGAUCCUCUGUUUCCUUGCUUUUCUCAGUUUUUUAGAAUCCUAACAGUCUAACUCUUUAUCCCUUUGUAUAAAAAAAAUAUUGCUUCAUGGCUAAAUGUAAAGCUCUUAAGCCAGGAAUCAUAAGUAGGUGCUGUUAAGUAUUAUAAAUCACACAAAUGAUUAUAAGAAGAGAAGAAAAAUUGUCUAUUAAUCUUCUUACAAUGAUUAUGGUUGUCAUGAACAUUUAUCCUGCAGACUCCUUCAGAAAAGUAAACAGUGGAACAAAACCAGGAUGCACAUCUGUAUGUUGUGUGUUUGGAUCACUAAGGAGUACAGGAACUGUCAUUUUAGUUGUACUGCCUGUCAGCUGGAUCAGCUUCCUCAUACGUUUCUCAGAAUUGCAUGUGGUGAAAGUGAAGGGCAUGAAAAUGUGACUUUGACAGUGAUGCAAUAAAGGUGGUAUAAGUAAAGCAGGUGUAAUAUUUGCUAAAUAUUUAAGUUGCUUUUUGUUUCUAUAGAGUAAAUUUAUACUGGACUUCUGUGUUUUUUAAGGAAAAAUAGCAUUUAGUAUUGCUACAGCAUUAUUAUUUGUAACAUAAUUAUGCCCAAAGACCCCUUUCAGGACCCAGUUGUGUUAAGGUCUAGACAUAUCCUUAAGACAUGUUUCCUGCCCUGAAGAUCUUAUUCUGUAAUUUCCCCACAAAUUAAUUAAAUGUGUUCAUUUAAAGGAA
Dermochelys coriacea (leatherback sea turtle) is the source of this 5062-nucleotide messenger RNA. RefSeq names its product ERCC excision repair 4, endonuclease catalytic subunit (gene ERCC4). Lineage: Eukaryota; Metazoa; Chordata; Testudines; Dermochelyidae. Gene Ontology annotation, biological process: resolution of meiotic recombination intermediates; double-strand break repair via homologous recombination; nucleotide-excision repair involved in interstrand cross-link repair. The transcript is spliced from 11 exons. Gene Ontology annotation, molecular function: damaged DNA binding; single-stranded DNA binding; single-stranded DNA endonuclease activity. The coding region runs from base 117 to 2885 and encodes 922 amino acids. The record is from RefSeq and is a predicted model, not a curated record. Gene Ontology annotation, cellular component: nucleotide-excision repair factor 1 complex.